Molecule: messenger RNA, 546 nt
Organism: Geodia barretti
Lineage: Eukaryota; Metazoa; Porifera; Demospongiae; Tetractinellida; Geodiidae
Source: the annotation of a GenBank genome assembly
AUGCCAGGGUCUCGGUCAGAGAGCCCGGAGGACAAGAAUCUGGACCUGCAGGUGGAGCGGCUGGUCCGCGCCGGCUGCGCCAUGGGCAAUAUUCGAGCCGAGGAGGCCAGCGGGGCCAAGAACGACCGCGGCGGCCUCCUGGAACUGCUGGACCUGGUGGUCGAGGGGGACACCCUGGUGGUCACCCACAUCGACCGGCUCUCCAGGGGGCUGACCUACGGGCUGCAGGUGAUCGAGGGCCUGCACCAGGCGGGAGUGGAGUUCCGGUCCCUGGCGGAAGACUUCGACACGGCCACGCCACCGGCAAGCUCCAGCUCUCGAUGGUGCUCGCCUUCAGCGAGUGGUGGCGGAACUCGAUCAGGGAGCGCUCGGUCGCGGGCCAGGCGAAGGCGCGGGCCGAGGGGCGUUUCCCUGGCCGACGGCCCGAGCCUGACCGAGCAGCAACGGGAGUACAUCCGGGUGGAGCGGUCGAAGGGAGUGAGCCAGCGGGAACUGGCCAAGCUCCUGGAGGUCAGCCGCUGGACCAUCCAACAGGUGGACGGAUAG